Solea solea (common sole) is the source of this 3753-nucleotide messenger RNA. It is a transcript of the gene pde3b, whose product is annotated as phosphodiesterase 3B. Gene Ontology annotation, molecular function: 3',5'-cyclic-AMP phosphodiesterase activity; protein kinase B binding. The coding region runs from base 119 to 3445 and encodes 1108 amino acids. NCBI's taxonomy places the organism in Eukaryota, Metazoa, Chordata, Actinopteri, Pleuronectiformes, Soleidae. Gene Ontology annotation, biological process: signal transduction. The record is from RefSeq and is a predicted model, not a curated record. Gene Ontology annotation, cellular component: membrane. The transcript is spliced from 16 exons.
UGGAUCACGUUUGAGUGACCAUGGAGUGCGUUCGCUGUCAUGUAGUUGAGCGUUAACACGGCGUGAACCGCAGCAAGAGGGGGACUUUCGCGUGGAGACGAGGCGCCACAGUCGAGCCAUGGCUGCGCGGGAGGAAGGAGACGUUUCACACAGCAAAACAAGGCACCGCGACGGAGCUGGAAGUGUAAACAGCUCAGAGGGCUUCAGGAACGGCUACGUGAAGAGCUGCGUCACCCCCCUCAAACAGGACCAUCAGUGGGGAUUUUUGGUGAACGUGUGCAGGUUCUGCAACGAGGACUCAAAACUGUUGAAGGUCUCCGUCCUCUACGUGGGCGCGUUUGUCGUUUUCGCGCUUUCCCUCCUCAUUUCGAGGAGCUUGCAAAGUGACUCGCUGUGGGAUUUGCGGACUUUUCUGUGGGGCUUCUCGCAGUCCAUCAGCCCGCUGUUCAGCAUAGGAUGUGCCUUCUUCUUCCUAACGUUGUACCUGCGGAGGAAAAAGAGGGAGGGCAGCAAAUGCUGGCUCGUGUCACUGCCAGCGUCGUGUUACCUCGGGGAUUUUUUGGUUUUGCGGUUCUUGCAAUGGGGAGAGGAGCAGCACCAGAUGCAAAUGGUGGGCAGGUUGUUGUUCGUGCUGGGAUGCGUGGGUCUGCUCACGCUCAUCCCCACGCUCAAACUCAAACACAGUGUCCUCAUCGUGGUCUUCGCCAGCGUGGUGUGGCUCGUGUCGUUCACAAGUUUGAGCGGGCUGCCCGCGCUGCUCAGGCCGCUCCUCGCCUGCUUCGCCGGGGUCUGUGGCUCCCUGUUGGGGCUCACCUUCGACCGUUACAACCCGUCGAGAGAGGCGGCGGGCGGGAGUCCCAGCGCCGAGGAGAAGGUCCCAGUGAUCAGACCCAGGAGGCGGUCCAGCUGCGUGUCACUGGGGGAGACGUCGACCAGCUACUAUGGCAGUUGUAAAAUGCCCCGCAGACCCUCGUUACCCUGUAUAUCCAGAGAACAGAUGAUCCUGUGGGACUGGGAUCUGAAACACUGGUACAAACCGCAGUAUCAGGGUGCGGUGAGCGGCAACGGCGUGGAUCUGUCGGUCAUCAACGAGGCCAGGAACUUGGUGUCGGACCUGCUCAUGGACUCGUCCCUGUCGCCGCACACCGUCUCGGCUCUGCGCAGCAUCUCCAGCCUCAUGGGCACGUUCUCCGGCUCGUGCCGCCCCCGGGUGAACCCCUUCACCCCCUUCCCGGGUUUCUACCCCUGCGAUGAGGUGGAAGACUCUGUCGAGCGGAGCGACAGGAAGACCAUUAAGGGUCUGAGCAGCAGAAACAGCCUCCCCACCCCUCAGCUGCGACGGAGUUCCACCUCCUCCUCCUGCGCCUCUGCGCUCUCCGCUCUUGACUCCACCUCUUCACGUUGGGAGCGCAGCAGUGGCAAGAGGCCCCACCCUGACCUCAACUUGACCAGCUCAGGUCUGUCCAAUGGGCCCAGUGCAAACCUGCUAACCAUUCCCAAGCAGAGAUCGUCCUCUGUUACCCUCACAUACCAUGCAGGGCCUCGGAGAGCUGGUACAUCUCCGAGCCUGAGCCCGCUCACCUCACCAAGCCACAGCCCUCCCGCAGUGGGUCUGGGCUCCUCGUCCUCUUCGUCGUCCCUCGUCACGCGCUCGCCCGUGGAGUUCCCCGACACGGCGGACUUCCUGACGAAGCCGAGCGUCAACCUGAACCUGCACAAGCCGAUGGGCUACACGUUCAGCUCGCCGGACUUUCAGCAGUCUUACCGCAGCUCCGCUCUCCCUCUCCCUCUCUGCACCAGCUGUGGUCGUCAGAUGCUCAAGGGGUUUUCAGGUGGUGAUUCAGGGGAAUCGGCAUCAAGCAGUGAGGCUCAACGCAGGCGUUCAGGAGGCGAAGGGCUGGAGUUCGCCGGUGACUCCCUGAUCAGGGAGGAGUGUCUGGAGGUGCACGCGUCUGGAGACGGGAGACCGGAUGUUGCGGGGAACCAGGGACGGACUGAGGAGGAGAAGGAGAAGAACCCAAGCACAGACCAGCAGACUCAGGAAUCAGAGGGCGAGAAGGAGUUCAGACUGGAUCCUAUGCUGGAGGACCAAGAGGCUCUCAUGGAGAGAAUGAACACGUGGAACUUCCAGAUCUUUGACCUGGUGGACAAGACGGGAGGAAAGUCGGGGAGAAUUCUCAGCUAUGUGACGUACACCCUUUUCCAGGACACGUGUCUGUUUGAAAUCUUCAAGAUCCCAGUGAGGGAGUUCAUGUCGUACUUCCAUGCUCUGGAAAAUGGCUACAGAGACAUUCCCUAUCAUAACCGGGUCCAUGCUACUGAUGUGCUCCACGCUGUCUGGUACCUGACCACUCGACCAAUCCCUGGGUUCCAGCAGAUCCACAGUGAACACGUGACAGGAAGUGACACAGAUUCAGACAGUGGGAUCUCUCCAGGCAGGAUAUCCUACGCCUCGUCCAAGAGCCUCUCCAUUUCAGACGACAGCUACGGCUGCCUGGCGUGGAACAUCCCCGCCCUGGAGCUCAUGGCCCUCUAUGUAGCAGCUGCAAUGCACGACUACGACCAUCCCGGUCGCACAAACGCCUUUCUCGUAGCCACUAAUGCACCUCAGGCAGUGCUGUACAACGACCGCUCGGUGCUGGAGAACCACCACGCCGCUUCGGCCUGGAGCCUCUACCUCGCCCAGCCCGAGUUCAACUUCUUGGUCAACCUGGACCACGUGGAGUUCAAGCGCUUCCGCUUCCUCGUCAUCGAAGCGAUCCUGGCCACAGACCUCAAGAAGCACUUUGACUUCCUGGCGGAGUUCAAUUCCAAGGUGAACGAUGUGAACAGUCCAGGAAUCGACUGGACCAACGAGAAUGACCGGCUGCUCGUGUGCCAAGUGUGUAUCAAGCUGGCAGACAUCAACGGACCGGCCAAAGUCCGGGACCUGCAUCUCAAAUGGACGGAGGGCAUUGUGAAUGAGUUUUACGAGCAGGGAGACGAGGAGGCCAGACUGGGGUUACCCAUCAGCCCCUUCAUGGACCGCUCCUCGCCGCAGCUCGCCAAGCUGCAGGAGUCCUUCAUCACCCACAUCGUCGGGCCUCUCUGUAACUCGUACGACGCCGCCGGCCUCCUGCCGGGCCACUGGAUCAACGAAGGGGGAUCGGACGACGAAGACGAGGAGGGGCAGGUGGACACGGACACGGAGGACGAGGAGGAAGAUGAGCUAGAAGACGAGCUUGCACCAAAAAGGCGGAAGAGACACCGCCGGUUGUUCUGCAGCAUCAUGCAGCACCUGACGGAGAACCACAAGGUGUGGAAGAAGACCAUCGAGGAGGAGGAGAAGAGCAAAGAGCCGCCGACGGAGAGCCUGCUCCCGAGUCUGCCCGCCGGCCUCCCCGUCUCCCCGUCCGAUGACAUCCAGGUCAUCCAGGAGGAGGAGGAGGGAGAGGAGCGCCAGUAGCAGCGUGACGAAGGAAAGAGUGGGGGGGGGGGAGAAGGUGAGAGGCAGGACAAGGACACGAGUCCACUCGACCGAGCGUCUGCCGACGUAAACACAGACAAAUGCACAUAAAAACACACUUUUUCUCCCUCUUUCUUUCACACACACACACAUUGAAGCGUUCACUGUGCAGACUGAAGCAGUCACAUUGAUCUUGGAGAAACAAAAAGGCCUUACUACUGUGAGCGGAUCCUUGCUGCAACGGUGGGAGCCCAAACUCCUAUGCACUUUCACCCCGUGGAGAGACAAGUGCACCCAGAGGGGGGGGG